Molecule: messenger RNA, 3736 nt
Organism: Camelus dromedarius (Arabian camel)
Lineage: Eukaryota; Metazoa; Chordata; Mammalia; Artiodactyla; Camelidae
Gene: MSRB3
Product: methionine sulfoxide reductase B3
Exons: 7
Coding region: 145-699 (184 amino acids)
Biological process (GO): response to oxidative stress; protein repair
Cellular component (GO): cytoplasm
Molecular function (GO): peptide-methionine (R)-S-oxide reductase activity
Source: RefSeq, a predicted model, not a curated record
GCACGGCCGCCCGCACCCGCCGCGGGGUCAGGCUCCUGCGGGCCCGGCUGGUGUUGAAUAGGCCAGAACCCAACAAGACCCUGAGUUUGUCAGCUCUUGCCCCUGUUCUUUGCCUCUCGUUUUGUUGGUGAAGAUAUCACAGUGAUGUCUGCAUUCAACCUGCUGCAUUUGGUGACAAAGAGCCAGCCAGUAGCCCUGCGAGCCUGUGGGCUUCCCUCAGGGUCAUGUAGGGAUAAAAAGAGCUGUAAGGUGGUCUUUUCCCAGCAGGAACUGAGGAAGCGGCUAACACCCCUGCAGUACCAUGUCACUCAGGAGAAAGGGACGGAAAGUGCCUUCGAAGGAGAAUAUACACAUCACAAAGAUCCUGGAAUAUAUAAAUGUGUUGUCUGUGGAACUCCAUUGUUCAAGUCAGAAACCAAAUUUGACUCUGGUUCAGGCUGGCCAUCAUUCCACGACGUGAUCAGUUCUGACGCAGUCACAUUCACAGACGACUUUUCCUACGGGAUGCACAGGGUGGAAACCAGCUGCUCUCAGUGUGGGGCUCACCUCGGGCACAUUUUUGACGACGGACCUCGUCCUACCGGCAAAAGAUACUGCAUAAAUUCGGCUUCCUUGUCUUUCACGCCUGCAGAUAGCAGCGGCGCCGAGGGAGGCAGCGCAUUGGGCAGCCCGGCCCAGGCAGACAAAACGGAGCUGUAGAGGGACGGAAAGUGAUGGCAGCAAGUGUGCUUAGUGCCCAGCUUUAUGAAAGCAAAUUCAGUGUCGCCUAUCUCAGAUGUAUUUUUUCAAAAAUAGAAGGGCAGUUUUAUGCUAUUAAUAUUUUUCUUCUUUUGCUUAAACAGAGGCCCUGGCCAUCAAUGCAUUUUGGUAUUGACUAGAUCGGGAACAGUUUAUAACUUUGGUGAACCUCGGAGAUAGCUUUGUGAAACUUCCUCACAAGCCACUUAAGUACCGUUUGGCAUUAUUCUCUUCGUCCACAUAGCUUCUUUUGAUAUAUAUAUAUUUCUUUCUCCUUGCUGAAGAGGCAGAAGGUGCUAGGUCUUCAAACAUGAAAAUCCAGGUCUCCUCUGCAAUGCAGAGACCAGGGCUCGGAAUGCAGGGUGUUGAGACCUGCAAGACACAUGGCCUGGAGGCAUUUGUGCAGAUCCACCUAAGAUAAGGAUGGAGUGAUAUCUUAUGAGACUUCUCUGCCUUGUGGGAAGUUUGAGCUAAGGUCAUUUAUUCUCACUAAAAGGGUGUGAAGGUCUAAAGUCUUUCCUUAUAUUAAAUUGUUGCCAGACCUGAGAGGGCGCACUGAGCGUUGUGGCAGAGAAGUAAACAUUACCUCAUGGUUAGGCCUUUUUUUUAUUUUUCAUUGAAAACAGUGGAAUGUAAGGCGACUGUAAAGUAUCGAGCCCCUUUUUGUCCAAAGUUCACAAAGAAGAACACCUGCCGAUGCCUUUUAUAAGUCUGUCCCUCCACUCUAACGCCAGCUGCAGCUGGAAGAGCGUUUGGUGAAUUCCCUGUGUGUAAUAAAAUAUUGGGUACAACCCGCUUCAUCAAGGCGGCAGAAGUAUGAGAGAGCAGAGAAGGCCGAGGAGGACGCCGCGGGUCCUUAGACAUCCCACGCUCUGCAGAAGAGCUGACAAGAUACUGCAAGUAACAAACAGAGCACAAAGGGAAGGGGCGGGAGGACCUUGUGCGCAGGGUCAGGUGACCUCUGGAAGGAUGUUGGUGGUUAAAACAGAAACAGCCAGGAGCUCAAGUCCCACCCUUGACACUAAUCUGCUGCGUGACCAGGGACAAGCUGUCUAGCCUCUUCAUGCCUGUUCGUUAUGUAUACACUUGGACUUACAAUAUUUGUGAAAUAAUUGACACUCUCAGGGGAAAAUUGCUAUAUUGCUAUACAGUUAAGAUCAGUGUUGUAGAAUUAAACUGAUCUGGUUCUAAUUGCCUCAGAGGCCAAAGCCCAGGCAUUUGAAAUGGAAAGAAGCAGAGAGGAGGCUGACUUAGCUGACUGGUAUGGAAACAGGUGGGCCAAGAGCCAGAAAUUUUUCUUUGUAGCAAUAUGGCUAGUUUUAACUCUAGGAAGCUCAGCUCGACUGCCAUGAAACAUUUAGUCUGGUGGGAUGGAUGUCAUUGUGCACUGCAAGGUUUUCAUAGCUCUGAGCAGUGCUGACACACUGCAGCCAGGUGUGAAGGUACGGUUUGUGACUGAUGUAUAUUGUGUUUGUAGCCUUGAAUGCUCAUCCUGAGAUGUAGUGUUUUUUUAAAUAAUAUUUUUGUAAAUCUUUGAAAGCUUAUAAAAAUGGACAUCUUUCCCUAUAAGCACCAAGACAAAAAAAAAAAAAAAAAAGAGGGACACUCGACAAUUUUAAAGAAAUAAUGAGAAACUAAAAUGGAAAGUUGUGACCAAUCAAAAUGUCAGUGUGGUCAUGUCCAUAUCCUUCUAUGUCUCUACAAACACCUCCUGAUGAGGUCCUGGCAUCCUGGUGACGCUUCAUUGUCAGGUGGCUACAUGCAGCUUAGGGAUUCCAGAUGCAUUAUGCUCUUCCUCCCUCGGCUCCCAGAUGUCUCACCUCAGGCGCUGGGGUCACUCUGCAAUGGGCAGGUGUCAGCCCCUCUAGAAAAGAGAUGGAAAAUUUAAGACCCUUGAAGCCUCAACAUUCAGACUAUCCUAGAAGUCUUUCCCGACCUCACGGAGCGAGUCCCAACGUUUCCCAGCGACCCAAGGAUCCCUAAAGAAGUGGGUCUCCCAGGAUGGUCCUGUCACAGCAUGCAGUCCGUCCCUCACAGGCUCACACAGCACAUCUCACAUGGCUCCAGCUCUGUGUGGCAGCCUGCCCCGCUGGACGCUAGCCACAGUGUUGGGUAGACAAGGAAGAUAACGAGGGCCUUCUCCUGCUCCCCAGAGACUCUGGAUUCUCAUUGUUCCUCCAGUUUUAUCGUAGGGCUUAACAUGCCCCUCAAAAAGCUCCUCUUCUAAUGCUUCAUAUAUGUUUCAAGGAAAGCCAGUUUUUCUUCUACCACAUUUUCCAGUGUCAACUUUAAGAAAAAUGCAACAUCCAUCGAAGAAAGAAAGUGGGGUGCAUGCAUGUGGUUUAAUUUCAGAUUGCUUUUGAGUUUAAGUGGUAUCAAAUUUCAGUAUACUUCUGUCUUAUGUUAAAGAAAUAUAUUACUAAAACGUAAGUGAGCAAUAAUGUCAGCUGCCGAGCACUAGAUUUAUUUUUGCAGGAUAUGGAGUGCAAUGAACUGAGUCAAUACGGCGAGGUGUAUGUGAUCUGUGGGAGUUAUGCCAUUUAACAUAGGAAAUGCAUGGGACUUUCCCUCUCUGCACUCCAGCCCUCGCUGUACCAUUAGGAGAUGCAGGUUUCUUUGGUGGUGUGUAAAAAGUACAUCCAUACACUCACGUAGACUGGAUCUGAAGAACGCAAUAGUAUAUAUUGUGUUAGAGGACAGUUCUGUGUGUUUAAACUUUUCGUAGAUGCAUUUAACUUCUUAAUACAAAUAAUAUAGCGAGUUGAAAGCCUUUCCAUGUUAACUGAAUUGAAAAUGCCUUGCUUUAAAUAUGGAAUAGGAUGAAAGGGACUAUCAUUUGUUCUGAAGGUCGAAUACUAUUUUUGCCUUAGAUAGCUUUGUAAUAACUUUUCUCCAAGCAAUUCAAGACUUUUGAAAAAUGACAUGAAAUUUUCAUCAAAAACCCUUUUCCUAUGUUUAUUGUAUACAGAAAUUAUGCAAUAAAAUCUCUUUCUAAAAA